AUGAGGCUGCUUUCAUAUUUCACUGCACUACUGUGCGCAACCGGAUUUGCCGUCUCGGCAGCAGCAAAAAGUGACAAGCUACAACAGUUGCAGGCUCUCUCUCGUUCGGGCGCCGUCGAUCUCAACGACGCAACAUACAAUGACCUCACCGCAGCGCCCCGAGAUUAUCAUGUAGCGGUGAUGCUCACGGCCAUGGAUGUGCGCUUCGGCUGUGCACUGUGCCGGGAUUUCAAACCGGAAUGGGAUAUUAUUGCGAACAGCUGGAACAAGGCUCAUGUGAGCGACAUCGACUUGGUCUUUGGUACAUUAGACUUCAGCGAUGGAAAGGACACAUUCAGACAGCUCAUGUUGCAAACUGCUCCCAUCAUAUUGCUCUUCCCGCCAACAGUAGGACCCGGCGCAACCGCUGAUGGCACGCCCCAGAGAUUCGACUUAUUUGGCCCGACCACCGCAGACCAGCUCUACGCCUGGAUUAAUCGUCACCUCCCCGAAGGCCCGAAACCCCAAUUGGUGCGCCCAAUUAAUUACAUGCGGAUUGCGUCGACAGUGACUCUUCUACUUGGCGCAAUUACUCUCUUUACAGUAGCAUCACCAUACCUGCUCCCUAUACUUCAGAAUAGGAACAUUUGGGCCGGUAUCAGUUUGAUUGCAAUCCUUCUAUUCACCAGUGGUCAUAUGUUCAACCACAUCCGCAAGGUUCCAUAUGUUGCUGGUGAUGGCAAAGGCGGAAUAAACUACUUUGCUGGUGGAUUUUCAAACCAAUUUGGGAUGGAAACCCAAAUUGUCGCUGCAAUGUACGGCGUACUUUCCUUUGCAAUUAUUGCACUGUCUUUCAGGGUUCCACGAAUGGCGGAUCCCAAAGCGCAGCAAUUGGCCGUGAUAUGUUGGGGAGUGGCUCUUCUCGGCAUGUACAGCUUUCUCCUCAGCGUCUUCAGAGCCAAGAACGGCGGCUACCCAUUUUACUUGCCGCCAUUUUAG
Molecule: messenger RNA, 978 nt
Organism: Talaromyces atroroseus
Lineage: Eukaryota; Fungi; Ascomycota; Eurotiomycetes; Eurotiales; Trichocomaceae
Exons: 4
Coding region: 1-978 (325 amino acids)
Cellular component (GO): oligosaccharyltransferase complex
Source: RefSeq, a predicted model, not a curated record